AUGGACCCCCUACGAUACCUGGCCCCUCCACGGCCAUUCAAGGACAUCUCGCAAGCCUCCAGCAAAGAAACCAAAGAGCGCAUCGCCUUCGUGGACGCCCUACUGACGCACCCACACUGCAACGUGACGGAGGCCGAACACGAGGCGCUCGUCACAUACCGCGAAGCAUGCGAGAUCCUCGCCGAGGGCGAUAGCUCCGAAGAGGGCAAGAAGUCCCUGCAGGACACCAUCUCGGGAUAUGAAGCCAAGCUAGUGCCUCAGACCGACGGCACCGACUCGGCCAAGCUCUCGUUCGACCUCGCCACCAAGACCAAGAUGGGCGAAGAAGCCGACAACCUCUGGAACAUGUGGAACUUCACCCGCUACGAGAAGUAUCUGCCGCCGCAGGCGCUCGCGGGCAAGGAGAAAACCGAGGGCCCUGGGUCCGCGCAGACCGCCGACCCGUGGCACCGGGCCUUCUGGAAGCCGUUCCAGGGUCGUCUGGAGGCGGAGAGCGACGCCUAUGCGCGCGUGCUGAACGGCGAGAACGCGCACAACGAGUGCCCGACAUAUCUGCUGCUGGCGCUGCUCACGGAGCGACACACCCUGGACUGGGACGAGACGCUGGUGUUGAUCAAGGCGUGCGCCAACAGUCAGGAGGGAGAGAAGAUUGAAAUCCCCGGGUCGGAUAUUCUGGAGUUGAUCCGCGCGCGCGACACUUCGAGCCUCGCGAAGCGACUGGACCACGACGAGGCGAGUAUUUCGUUGUCGGCGGAGUACGUGAUGGGCGUGCCGGCGAUGGUGUUGGCGUUUUUCGGGACGCAUUUGCCCGAGGCGUUCUUCGAUACGGACGACUUCGAUUCCGAGCAGUGGAAGCCGAAGCAGCGACUGCAGGACCUGAUGAAGAUGACCGAGGGACAGGAAGAGGCGAUCAAGGCGUUGAUGAGUGAGAUGUAUGAUGCGAUGCUGGACGACGAUUCGAGUGACGAUUUCGAUGAUGAGGAGUGGGCGGAUGAGGAUGAUGACGAGGAUGAUCUGCUGGACGAGGCGGCGUUCAGUGAUGAUGGAUCGGAGGAGGACUAUUGA
Molecule: messenger RNA, 1065 nt
Organism: Aspergillus affinis
Lineage: Eukaryota; Fungi; Ascomycota; Eurotiomycetes; Eurotiales; Aspergillaceae
Exons: 1
Coding region: 1-1065 (354 amino acids)
Source: RefSeq, a predicted model, not a curated record